AUGAGAUAAAUAUUAAGAUCAAUAUUAGUUCUCUACGCUAUUCUAAAAUUCUUUAUUUUAUAAAUCAAUUGCUUUCGAUUAGACCUAUAAGAGUCAUCUGCAUGCUUUUAAAUCCAAAAUAUAGGAGGAAAUCAAGCAUCAGUAACAAGUAUUGUAUACAUACAGGGUACAACUUUAGUUAGUGUAAGCGAUUAAUAGGGAUAUAGCUAUAUAUAUGAUAUUUUUGAUGGUACCAUUCAUCAAACUUCAACCACUGCUAAUCCUCCAAUCUUGGGAUAAAUCUUUUAUCCCAAUUUAUUACAAGCUACCUUGUCUCAACAAAGAUUUUCUGUGGUUGAUUUGCUUUAGAAGUAAGAGAUAGUUGGGAUAUAAAAUCAAGGCAUAAGUUAUUUGUCACUGAUAGUAGCAGAUAUCAGCAAAACUAAACAAGAAUAAUUAUCAAGAGGUUCUCAAAAAUAGUCUUCUCUAAUAGUAUUAAAUAAUAGAAAAACAUAAACAAUAUAAAUUAAACCUUCUUCGCUGGAUAAUAAUUUUUAUCCUUCUACUGAUAACUUUGAUUACUUAAUUCAAGUGAAAGGUCUUGGUAAUGGUCAAUAAGGAAUUUUUGGUAUGAAUAAUUAGAAUUAAAAUUAAUAUCAACUUAUAGAAGAUUUUGUAGUUAAUCCAAAUUCAAAAUUUCCCACUAUACCAGCAGGAGGUAGGAAUUCAUUGUUGAUUGCUAUUAACUCUGGUUAAUUUAAUAGUGUCUACUCCUACUUAAUUAAUUUAUCAAUAUUGGAUUAAUAAAAGCCUGUUGAUUUCAUAUCACCAAUAAUUCUACCAGCUACUGUAAAUUCAUUUAAAAAAAUGAACUCAACUAAUUAUCUAUUGAUUUCUUAUGGAGCUCCAACUAAAUUUUAAGGAGGCGGUGGAGGUGGUGGUGGUGGUGGAGGAAAUCAAUUCACUUCCCCUUUACCAUUGCAAUAAAAUAGUCUAUGUGCUUAUGAUUUUGGAAAUGCUCAGAAUCUUUUGGGAACAAGCUAUGGAGUUGAUACUCUUUCUAUUUUACUCAAUCCAAUAAUUUGCAUAAACAUGGGAACAAAUCAAAUUAUGGCAAUAUAAAGUGUAUUUAUGAAUAAUAAAAAUUAUGUAGUUUUCUCAUUAUUAUCCUCAUAAAUCUUUAUUUUUGAAAAUACUGAUUUAAUCAACUCAAAAUUUUCUAUUUUAACAAGCAAUUUAAUUAAUUUCCAAUCUUAAAUUAAUGGUUUUAUUUCAAUAAUGUUAUAAAUUCCAAAUACAUCAAUUCUAAUUAUUGGUACAACUUAAGGAUAAGUGGCUUCUCUUGAUAUUUCAAACCCUACCUUCAUUUCUUUAACCACCUAACAGCAAUCUUAAACCUUACAAAUAACACCAUUAUUUAGUAAAAUUGGGAUAGGCUCAAAUGGAUUUAGUAUUGGUGAUAUAAUGCUUGAUAGUUAAACCUAAACUGUUAUAGGUAUAACUAAAAAUUCACUUGGAUAAGGGAUGUAAUAAUUUGGUCAAUAAUAGUUAUUGUUUUAGUAUAAUUUAGCAAGUCAAUAAAGAGUAUUAAAUUCUACACGCUCUUAUUAGGGAUAAUAACCUGGUGGUGGUGGUGGCCCAGGUCCAGGUUAAUAAGGAUAAAUUACUAUAGAGCAAACAGUUGUAUUUUCAACACCUAGCUUUUUAACUUUAACAAGUGUAACAAAACAAUACUAUCCAAUUCCUAGCGGUUAAACAAAGUGUCCACAACAAACUCCUAAUCCUGCUCCAACACUGACCCCUGUUAAAACUUUAUCUUUAGCUACUCAAACUUAGUUAAUUCCUUUAGAUGUUUAAACAGAUAAUUUAAACCCUUUGCUCAUUCCUGGAAUGCUUUCGUAUACUUCUGAGUUAAAUGAUAAAUAUGUAGUAUUACUUCUUGUUACUUAACCAUUUUAAUUUAGCUAAUACUGCAUUUAAAACCAAAAAUUUAAUAGACUACUAUAAACAGAAAAUGAAUAAUAAUAUUUUAGUUCAGAGAGCAAUAUUAAUUAACAAAACAGAAUUUUAUAAUCGUCUUAAAUUAGCUUAAAUAUAUACAUAAUUAACUCUUUAGGAGUAUCUGUUUGUAAAACAAGUAGCAAUUUUUACUAAUUAUCAUCUAUUAGCUAAGCACCAUUUUAAUUUAUUAAAGAUUCUGUAUAAAAUAUGUUUAUAGUAUUUUAGAACUCCAUAAUGAUAAUCAAACCCUCUGUUAACACACCUUCAAGUUUCCAAACUACAACCAUUACUUUAUAAAAUAUUUCUACUCUAGCUUCACUAGCAGAUGUAGUUUAAAUUUUAAAAAUUACAAUCCUAAACCCAAUAAAUCAGAUAUUUAUUUAACUAAUUAUGAGUGAUGGCUCAUAUAUAACAGUGAUAAUUUCAUACAAUUAAUAAUGGGUUUAAAACUAGAAUUAAGAUCUAUAACUUACAUUAAUAAAUACUAUAAAUAAUACCUCAAAUCCACAAAUAAAAUCACUUCUGACAUUCAAUACUAUUUACUAUAUGUAAUCAUAAAAUAUACUCGCUGUAUAAUAUAAUACUAAUACAGAUUUGAUAUAGUAUAAUAUGACAACUAAUUCUCUAAAUCUGUAACUCACAUUAUACAACAUUUCUGAUAGUAACACAAGAUUUUUUUCAAUUACUUCUGAUAACUCCCUCUAUCAACUCAUGCUAGAUGGAGAAAUAAAGAGGAUAUACGCUCCUUAAUGCUACAAUUAAAGUUGCAUCAAUAUAUAGUGUUCAAUUAAGACUUUGCUUAACACAUAAGCUUCGAAUAGCUUACAAGAUAUUUUACAAAAAACAACAUCAAAUAUAUUACUUAGAUAAGAAUAAAUAUAUAAUCAAGUAUUAGAUUACUAAAAUUUUAUCACUAAAGUUGCGAACAUUUAAAUAAAAAGAUAUUUUUAUUUUGGUAGUGAUAGUGUUUACAAUAUUUAAUAUAUCCAUUAUAAGUAAAUUGUCUCAUAACAAUAUUUGACAUAAAACAACAUAUCAAUGAGGUUAAGCUUUCACACAUUUAAUACUUCUUUACCAACUAAUACCUCUGGAGGUUAUUAGAAUUUGCCUCCACUUAAAAUUUAUGGUGAUUCUCCAUUUUCAUUUGAUAAUUACAUUUAAGUAUCGUUUCGCAAUAUAUUAUGGAAUGUGAAUAUAGAUAAUUAUAUUGACUAAACUUAGCCACUAAUUUAAAUAUAAAAUAAUAUAUCGUUCUUUGAAAGAUUCAACAUUUUGACCUAUUCAAUCAAAAAUCCAAAUAGUAUUUUAGAUAACUUUAACUAAUUCUAAAUUUAAUCUGGCUCCUCAGCUACUUUUAGAAAUAUGACUAUUCAAAAUAAGAAUUACUAAAGUGCAAACUAUUUUAUACAAGUUCCUUCAACUAUUUUUAAUCUCACUCUUGAAAAUAUUAUUGUUCAAAAUUGUAAAUUUGAAUCAACUGUCUUUGUUUCUGCUUCAAAUUAACUUUUCCUAAAUGCUACAAAUAUUUAAUUUAACAAUAAUAUAAUAACUUUAUCUCAAAGUAAUCAACUAUUAAGUACUUUCAUGAGUGCACAAAGUAUAGCUCUUUAAGGAUUUUAGUUUUAGCAAAAUUCUGUUUAAUAAAUCACAUUAUUUGGUAAGACAUACUAAUCUCAAUAUUUUGUUGCAAAUAUUUCAAAUAUUCUGAUAGCUCAAAAUGCUUUUUUUAUUAGCGACUAAAGCUUUAACAUUUUAAUUUUAAAUGUUCAAUUUUUAUAAGCUAUUGAGAGUUAGACUUAUGCCAACUUUACAAGAAUUAUUAUAUCAUAAAACCGUAUUUUUAGUCAAGCAUAUAAUCCAUCAAUUUUUAAUUAAUACUUAACAGAAAUAAAUAAUAAUCAAAAUUAGUAACUUCCUGAUAAUUAAAUAAAUGAUAUGAAUACAUUUAUAAGUCCUAAAGCUUAGUCAUAGUACUUUUUCUUUUGCACAUAAUACAUUCAAUCAAUUUAUGUUCAAAAUGUUAAUAUAACUGAUAAUAAGAAUAUAGGUUUUUACUAGAGCUCUUACCUUAACUUAUUUUAAGCUGACUUACUAAAUUAUAAAAAUAUUUAAUUAAAUCAAUCUGAAACUAAUUCUGCAUGCAUUAAAAUUACAGAGUUUAAUACUUUAUCCUUUUAAUUGACUAAUUCCUUAUUAGAAAAUUUAAGUAUUUAAAAUGAUUAUCUGAUUUAUAUCAAAACAUCUUAAUUUAAUUCUUUAGAUUAAUAAUAAAUUUCUACUUUUAAAAUUGAUGGAUUGAUUAUAAAGAAUAUAAAAAUAUCUACAUCUAGUGAAUACAACUAAGCGUCUAUACUUUUUUUAAAUAGUUUAUUAUAAAAUAAAGUAUUCAUUAAUAAUUUAAACGUAGCAAAUGUCUUGAUUUAAACUCCCUUAUAGGUAUUUUAUGACAUGGCCUCUACUUUGACCUUACUCAUGCCUUUUUCAUCAGCAUAAUUAACAAAUUCAAAUUUCCUCAAUUUCUACACAUAGAGUAUUAAGGAAGUACUAUACUUGAAUGUUUAAGAUUUAAUUAUGGAGAAUAAUAAUUUUGAAAAUAAUUAAUUUUAAACAAAUGCUCCUUUACUAGGGACAAAUGGAGGCUUUAUAUUAGUUUAGUCUAAAACUUUAAACAUGACAAAAAAUUCAUUUUAUAGAGGAUCAAGUCUUAAUGGUGCAGCAGUUACUAUAACUCCUACUUCUUCAAAUCCACAAUUUAAUUUUACAAACUGUAUAUUUUCAAAUUUGAUUAGCUUUUAAUAUGGUGGAGCAGUUUAUAUAAAUAAUCCUCCUGCAAAUACAAUUGCAAAUUUCUUUUAAUGCCAAUUUACUUCAUUGAUAGCUAAUGAAGGAGGUUCAAUCUAUUCUUAUUUUACAAUAAGAAAAGCUUUAAAUAAUAAUAAACCAGAAAUGCCUAACAUUAUUAUCACUUCCCCAAGAAUAAAUUAAACAUUUGCUAGUAGCUAAGGCAGCUUCAUUUCGUUUUACAACAUGAAUGUGAGUUUAAAUGAUGUGAUAAUAGACAUAAAUAACCCUUUGAAACAAAUUAAUUUACAAUAAAAUAUUUUAUUUUAGUAGAUUAGGUAAUAUUAAACAGUAGGAAGUGUAUUUUCAGUUUAAAAUUCAAAUUUUACAAUUACCAAUUCUUAAUUGAAUUAAAUUUUUUGCAAAUAAAACUAAUAACAAUCUUCAGUCAUAAACCUACAAUAAAAAUCUACUGGAAAUUUGCAAAACGUUAAAAUCAUUUAAGGUAGUUUUUCAAAUGGAGGAGCUUUGUUGGUUGACACAUAAAGCUAAAUUCUAAUGAACUUAGUGGAGAUACAAAAAAUGAACUACUAAUUGGUAAGCUCACUUAGAUAAAUUGAAUAAGUUAGCGACUCAAAUUUGUAGCUCACAUAAAACUAGUAUUAAACAUAAGCUGUAAGUGCAUUCAUAAUAAGAAGUUUUUCAUAGUUUUAAAUAUCUUAACUGACUAUGAACCUAAAUUAGUGCUCUAACUUAUUUUGUGUUGGAAGUGCUCUGUCUAUAGUAUAAUCAAGUGGAUAAAUAGACAAAUCAAUAUUUACUAAUAAUACUUCUUCAAAUAAAGGAGGUGCUGUUUCUUUGAUAAAUGAAAGUGGUUAAGUUAAAAUCAUGAAUUCUCUAUUUUAAUAUAAUUCAGCUAAUUAAGAAGGAGGAGGCUUAUUUAUUUAUUAAAAUGUAGACCUAAUUUAACCAAAUUAAAAAAUUAUAAUAUUUGGCUCAUAAUUCCUAUAAAACAGUGCAUUCUAAGGAGGUGGUAUAUAUUUAAAUUCCUUUUCAUAAAACAGUAAACUAAAUUCUGCUGACUGGAUUUAAAUUUCAGACUCAAAAAUUAUGAAUAAUACAGCUAAUUUUUUAGGAGGAGGUAUAUAAUACACUGGGUUUGAUCCUGAAAUAACUUCUUCCACAGUAAUAUCUUUAAAUACAGCAGGUAAAAAAUAUGGAGGAAAUUUAUUUUCUAGACCUUUUAAAUUGCAAUUUAAUUAAAAAUUAACUUAAUAAAGCAAUCAAAAUUAAAUAUAAUAUGGUGUACAAUAUGAUCCAAUUUUACAAUUGGAGAGACUACAAAUAGGUAUUCAAGUCAGUGGUGACUAACUUCCUGAUUUAAUUUUUGAACUUGUAGAUGAAAAUAAUUAAGUAAUAGAUGGUUCAUAUGAAUCAGUUAUAGGAUCUUAAAUAUAUGCAUAAGUAUAACCUUAUGGUAAAUUAGAUGAUAAAAACGCUUUCUAAAUCUCUAGUAGUAUUCAAAAAAUUACCUUUACUGAUUACUUUAACUUAACUGAUAUAUCUAUUACUGGAGUUCCAAACUCAUCUAUCAGCAUACAAUUAUCAUCACCGUUUAUAAAUAAUCCAAACUACCCUGAAAAUAGUUAUUUCUAUAUUAUUGACAUACAUCUAAGAGAUUGCAUACAAGGAGAAGUGUACAAAAAAGGAUAAGUAAUUUAUAAUGGUCAUUCUUACAAUAUUUUUGGAUGCUCAAAAUGCCCUGAAGGAUAGUAUUCUCUUUCUUAUCCAAAUUUGAAUCAACCUAUUUUUGAAUGUUAAAAAUGUAUCUCAAAUACAAAUUGUCUUGGUGGUAAUGUAAUCAGUUUGAAAGAGGGAUUUUGGAGGGAGAACGACUAAACAGAUGAAAUAUUGUAAUGUAUCAAUAAAUAAAAUAACUGUCUAGGAGGUCCUUAGAAUUUUACUUGUAAUACUGGCCAUAUAGGUCCUCUCUGUGAAUCUUGUGAUAUAUCGAACGGAUACUCUCGUUAAGGUAAUUUCUAGUGCUCAAAAUGCGGAGAUAUUGUCAAUAAUACUUUUAAAGUUUUAGGAUUGGUUGUUUUAUACAUCGUUUGUGCAAAGAUGAGUGUUGAUGGAGUACUCUAAAGAAUUAUGUUUAUUAUCAAAAGAAAAGAGUAACUCAAGCAAGAAGCAUAAAAAUAAGGAGCUAGUAGUUAAUUUAUUAAAAACUCGAUUAAAAGAGAGGAAGUUAAUGCAUCUAUUUUGCUCAAACUCAUAAUUAGCUAUUUUUAGAUCAUAAUGGUUGUUACAACAUUUUAGAUUAGCUUUCCUAGUGUUUUUAACAGUCCUAUAGAUGUAAUUGCAAAUCCAACAGUCUAAGUAUUAUAUUCUUUUGAAUGCUUUUUCCAUGAAAUCUCACUUAGCACAGGAGUAAAUAUAAUUUAUGUGUAAUUUAUUGCUUCUGUGUGUUUACCAAUACUAUGCGUACUAGUUUUCAUUAUAACUGGUUUGAUAAAAUAUAGAGGCAACAGCUUUUUAAAAAGGUUUUACAUCUCCACAUCUUUGAUUUAUUGCUUGAUGUACUUUUAGCCUAGUUUGUAUAAAGAUGCUGUAAGUAUUUUAAGUUGUCGUUCGAUAGGAGAUCAUAGAUAUAUUUAAUAUAAUGUAUUAUACACAUGUUAUACAGAUGAACAUAUUUUAUGGUCUUUGUCAUUGAUACUACCGAUUCUACUGAUUAUUUCUGUAAUAAUACCAGGAUUUAUGAUGUACAAAGUUUAUAAAUCAAAAGACUCCAUAUUGAAAAGGAAAAACUACAUGUUUAUUAUUGGAGAAUAUGAUAUGAGUGAAAAAAGAAAAAUUUGGUAUUGGGAAUUUCUCAAAAUGUAUAUGAAACUAUUAAUUAUGUCUAUUCUUAUAAUCUAUGAAUAUUCUAUCCCAAACAAAAUCUUGUUAAUUCUGCUUAUUGUAGUUUUAUACGGAUUUUUUUUGGUUAAAGUCCAUCCUUAUUCGGAAUAGCUGUACAAUAAGAUAGAUAUUUAUUCAACUUUCGUGCUUACAACUUCUAUUUACCUAGCAUUCAUUGCAUAUGAGAACAAAACUAAUUAUGCUUGGUUGCUUUCAUCUGUAAUUGGUAUAGCUACAAUUAACACUGUCUUUUUAAUUUGGUGCUUUAAGAAGCUAGCUUAUGCUUAUUUCCCAAUGGUUAAAAAAACUUACUUCGAGUUUAAGUUUUUAUGCUUUAAAUUCUCUCCAUUUAAAUGUUUUUAUACUAAAAAAACAGCAACAAUUUAUAAAUUUUAAAAAUUAGUCAAAUUAGUUUAAAAUGAACUUAAAAAAAGAAAUAUUAUCAACGCAUGGACAGGAAAAAUUAAGGUUCCAUUAGAAAAUAUUAUUGAUUUAAUAAUUUAGGGUAGAGAGUAAAUGAAAAAUGGAUCUAAAUUAGAUUUAAAUACAUCAAUGAAAAAUCGAAGCUAAGCAAAAAUUGUUUCUUUGAAAAAAAUAAAUUUAUAGAGUGAAAAUUAGAUAAAUGAAAAAAAUAACGUCUAAAAGCCUCUCUAACUGGAAAAAUAGCUCAAAUCAGAUAAUGAAAUUGAAUCUAUAAACUUUGAGUUUCCUAGCGAAAAUCUUAUACAUUACUAAAAUUAAAAUCCUUCCAUAAUUUAAUUGGUAGCGCAGUAAAUUCCUUAAAGCUUUUUGUAGAAUGAAAGUGUCAGAGCCAAAAUAAAUAAACUAAAAAGUACUUCCAUAAUAUAAGAUAUGGGUACAAAUAGAAAUCUUCUAGAAAUUGUACCCAUUUCAAGUAGGUUUGACGAGAAUUUCGGUACAUAAAAACUUAUUUAAUCCCCUUUGACAGCUAGAUCUAAUGAAAAUGAUUAGUUAGCAAGUCUUAAAAAAAUAAUUUAAUUUGAAAGUUUCACACCAAAGAAUCAGUUUCAUACUACUGAUAGAUAAAUAUAAGAAGAUUAAAUGUCCUCACCUAUUCAAAACUAAAUUAUAUCAGAAAUUUAAAAUGACUCCGAGAAUGAUGUAGCAUCUGUUCAAAUUCCAAUUGAACAUCUUAAUAACACAGAUCCAAAUAAUUAAUAGAAUAUUUAAAAAUUAAAUAGAAAUAUCUUACAAAAAGAUUAAGGAGGUGAAAAAUAAGAUAAAGGAGAUAUUGAAAAUUAGAUAAUAAUAAAUAAUUAAAAAAUGGAAGAUAGCUCUAAAAGUGAAAAUUAUCUAAGACUUAAAGAUGAAAAUAGCAAAAUUGCUUAAGAAUUUAAUGGUACAUAGAAUUCAAACAAAGAGUUAAAUCUCUAAAAGCUUAGCAGAAAUAUUUUGAAUAUAGAAACAGAUAGUUAAGAAUAAAAAAGCAAUGAAAUUCAAAAUUAAAAAAUAGAACAAAGUGAACAUUAAUUAAAUUUUGAAUAGGAAAAUCUUAUAAUUAUGAAUAGUAGUAGGUAUGAUAUUUAAGAGAAUAAAGAAAAAAUAUCUCCUCAAUUAUUCAGUAAAUGA
Tetrahymena thermophila SB210 is the source of this 9255-nucleotide messenger RNA. RefSeq names its product transmembrane protein, putative. NCBI's taxonomy places the organism in Eukaryota, Ciliophora, Oligohymenophorea, Hymenostomatida, Tetrahymenidae. The record is from RefSeq and is a predicted model, not a curated record. The transcript has 17 exons.